Molecule: messenger RNA, 7591 nt
Organism: Siniperca chuatsi (mandarin fish)
Lineage: Eukaryota; Metazoa; Chordata; Actinopteri; Centrarchiformes; Sinipercidae
Gene: tjp1a
Product: tight junction protein 1a
Exons: 32
Coding region: 475-5934 (1819 amino acids)
Biological process (GO): establishment of endothelial intestinal barrier; cell-cell adhesion; cell-cell junction organization
Cellular component (GO): plasma membrane; bicellular tight junction
Molecular function (GO): cell adhesion molecule binding
Source: RefSeq, a predicted model, not a curated record
CCUACCUCGCAGACGUUUGGGUGCCACCGCCGUUGCAUCUUAUCUCUGACUCUGUCUUUUUCUGUUGACUCUUGUACUCCAUAUAGACAAACCGGGGUAAAAAAAAAAGGACAAUAGAGAGAAAAAAGUGGCCGCUUUAGGGCGAACCACAACAAUGACCCGGUCCUGACUAAAAUUGAAUGGAUUAGCCAAUCUAUUCUGAGCUCUAAUGAGAUUAGAGACAUGGGUCGCGGCGGCGUGGUACCUUCCGUUGAGCUCCUCGGGGAACAUUCUCCCUGUCAGCAGUCCUCCAGACGUGGAAAUGGCGUUUUUGAUACUGAAGAUGCUGCGGGUGCCAGGGGACAAUAACAGACAUUUGAAUGCACACUCACCUGUGCCGCUUUUGUGGCGCGCGGAUUCCUAGAAGUAGAAGUAUUAGUGGAAGUAGUAGCGGUAGUAGUAGCAGCAGUAGCGGUAGUAGUAAAGAAGGACAAAAUGAAGUACCAGAAAUAUAUCACGGUGAUGCAGAUGGCCAUGGGAGUGACAGCCUCCAACAAAGACUGCCUCCCCACUAAGAGACAGCUGUGGGUGACCCCGCAAGAUGGAGAUACAUCCCCCUCAGGUGCUCCCGGGUGUUCAGAUGGGCCUACAGGUGCUACAGGUGGCGCUGGUGCUAUGGCAAUGCCUGCCACCUCCACCCUCUCGUUGCCCAUGAGCCAGGGUAAACCUUCUCUACGUCGCAUCAAAGGCCGCAUUCACCGCAGCAAGAGCCUGGACAGCAUCGAUCUGCUCGACUCCAGUAGUGCAGCGAUGGAGGAAACAGUCAUAUGGGAACAGCACACAGUGACCCUUCACAGGGCCCCAGGUUUUGGGUUUGGUAUUGCCAUCUCAGGUGGGCGAGACAACCCUCAUUUCCAGAGUGGAGAGACAUCCAUUGUGAUAUCUGAUGUGCUGAAAGGAGGUCCUGCGGAGGGAUUGCUACAAGAAAAUGAUCGAGUGGUGAUGGUCAAUGCAGUCUCUAUGGACAACGUAGAGCAUGCCUACGCUGUGCAGCAGCUCCGAAAGAGUGGCAAAAAUGCAAAGAUAACUAUUCGUCGGAAAAGGAAAGUGCAGAUCCCUGUUUCUCGGCCAGGGGACAGGGAGACAAUGUCGGAGCACGAGGAAGACGACAGUGAUGAGGAUGAUGGCUAUGAGCACCACAGUGGUCGUGGUGGCCAAAGUGCCUAUGAAGGGGCAAGCGGAGGCACGGGCACUGGCAGGCGUCACGAUCGUGAGCGUAGCAGCAGCAGGCGGGAUCAUAGUGCCUCGAGGGAGAGGAGCGUCUCACCACGUUCUGAUCACCGAUCACAAGCCUCCUCUGCUCCACUCAGGCCUGCCAAGGUCACCCUUGUCAAGUCCCGCAAAAAUGAAGAAUAUGGACUGCGGUUGGCCAGCCACAUCUUUGUGAAGGACAUCUCCCCUGAGAGCCUCGCUGCCAGAGAUGGAAACAUCCAGGAGGGAGAUGUUGUACUUAAGAUCAAUGGCACAGUUACAGAGAACCUAUCGCUGAUAGAUGCCAAGAAGCUGAUUGAGAGGUCAAAGGGCAAGUUGAAGAUGGUGGUGCAGAGAGAUGAGCGAGCCACGUUGCUCAACAUUCCUGACGUUGAUGACAGUGUCCCAUCAGCCAAUAACUCCGACAGAGAUGACAUUUCAGAAAUACAUUCACUGACAUCAGAUCAUUCUAAUCGAUCCCACGGGCGAGGUAGUAGAUCACGUUCACCUGACAGGUCCGAACCAUCAGACCAUCUCCGUCACUCACCUCGGCAAAUCAGCAAUGGAAGGAUGAGGGCAGGUUCACUGUUGCACAGAUUUCUUCCAAUCCAUCGAAGUCGAGAUGAUGAUCGUGUAUCCAAACCAGGGGCUAUGUCCACACCAGUGAAAAGCUCUGAUGAUGGCGUCUUGUCACAGGCCAGCGAUCAGGCCAGCUCCAGAGAUGACAAACUGUUACCUCCGCUGCCUGAACCAAAGCCAGUUUAUGCACAGCCUGGUCAGCCUGACGUAGACCUACCUGUCAGCCCAUCUGAUGCCCCUGUACCCAGCGCUGCUCAUGAUGACAGCAUCCUCAGGCCGAGUAUGAAGCUGGUCAAGUUCAAGAAGGGAGAGAGUGUCGGCCUGCGGUUAGCAGGAGGGAACGACGUGGGAAUUUUUGUGGCAGGGGUUUUGGAGGACAGUCCUGCAGCUAAGGAGGGGCUGGAGGAGGGAGACCAGAUUCUCAGGGUGAACAAUGUUGACUUUGCUAACAUCAUCCGGGAGGAGGCUGUGCUGUUUCUGCUGGAUCUCCCAAGAGGAGAAGAAGUUACUAUUCUGGCUCAAAAGAAGAAGGAUGUGUAUCGGAGGAUAGUGGAAUCGGACGUGGGUGACUCCUUCUACAUUCGGACACAUUUUGAAUAUGAAAAAGAGUCACCGUAUGGGCUGAGCUUUAACAAGGGCGAGGUGUUCCGUGUAGUAGACACACUCUACAAUGGCAAAUUAGGCUCCUGGCUUGCUAUCCGUAUUGGCAAGAACCAUCAGGAAGUGGAAAGGGGCAUCAUCCCCAACAAGAACAGAGCUGAGCAGCUAUCCAGUGUGCAGUACACCCUCCCCAAAACACCAGGGGGCGACAGAGCCGACUUCUGGAGAUUCCGAGGAUUGCGAAGCUCCAAGAGGAAUUUACGGAAGAGCAGGGAGGACCUGUCAGCCCAGCCAGUUCAGACCAAGUUCCCUGCCUAUGAGAGGGUGGUGCUGAGGGAAGCUGGGUUCCUGAGGCCUGUGGUUAUCUUUGGGCCGAUAGCAGACGUGGGCAGAGAGAAACUGGCCAGGGAGGAGCCAGACAUUUUUGAACUAGCAAAAACACAGCAACAUCAAGGAGGGGAAAAGAGUGAACCCAGGGAUGCAGGAACUGACCAGAAAAGCUCCGGCAUUAUUCGCCUGCACACCAUUAAACAGAUCAUUGACCGGGACAAGCAUGCAGUGCUGGACAUCACCCCUAAUGCAGUGGACCGUCUAAACUACGCUCAGUGGUAUCCAAUUGUGGUGUUUCUCAACCCAGACACCAAGCAGGGCGUCAAGAACAUGAGGACCCGUCUCUGCCCUGAGUCAAGGAAGAGCGCCAGGAAGCUCUAUGACCGAGCCCUUAAAUUAAGGAAGAGCAACCACCACCUCUUCACCACAACCAUUAACUUGAACAACAUGAAUGAUGGUUGGUUUGGAGCGCUGAAAGAGAUAAUCCAGCAGCAGCAGAACCAGCUGGUGUGGGUUUCAGAGGGCAAGGCUGACGGGGCAGCUGAGGAUGACCUGGACAUCCACGACGACCGCCUGUCCUACCUGUCGGCGCCAGGCAGUGAGUAUUCCAUGUACAGCACCGACAGCCGCCACACUUCCGACUAUGAGGACACGGACACAGAGGGUGGAGCCUACACCGACCAGGAGCUGGACGAAACACUGAAUGACGAUGUGGGUCCACCCACGGAGCCUGCCAUCACCCGCUCCUCUGAGCCUGUCCGUGAGGACCCGCCGGUCAUCCAGGAGCCCCCUGGCUAUGCUGGCUACCAGCACACAGUGCAGCUGGACCCCCUGAACCGCAUCGACCCGGCUGGAUUCAAGGCACCAGUGCCGCAGCAGAAAGCAGAGGCCGCUGCCGUCCCUAGCAUCCCCCAGCAGCCUGAGCCCCUGGCUGAGACAGUGCCCCCUGCUGUUGACGUUACUAUAAAAACUGUAGGGGGUCUGAGCCCUGACGAGGCUACUGCAGCUCCCCACAGCCAGCCAAGCCCCAACCCAGAGGCUGGCUCACUUAGGAGGCCCUCCCCUGAGCUAGCCCCUCAGAGCAUCACACCCGAACCUCUACAGUCUGGACCAGCCAGUUCAGAACCAAAGAUUUUUCAGAAGGAUCCAUACAGCACAGACAACAACACAGGCAGAAUCGGUCACAGCAUGAAGCCUGUGACUUACAACCCUCAGCAGGAAUAUCACCCUGACCAGCCAUACAGAGAUUACGACCACCCACCCAGUCGGUAUAUCAGCAGCAGUGGAGUCAGCAGCGUAGGUGGUUACCCAGAACCAAAGUACCAUAACUAUGACUCGAACCCGCCCUAUGAGAACAGUGUGCCUCACCACGACCAGCUACAGUGGAACCCCUACAGCCAGCCGCUCUAUACUGCCAACUCACAGGGCUACAAUCCCCGUUUGCCAUACAGUGAUGGCCCUGACUCCAAGUACACACCUCCCCUCCGCUUCGACGAGCCCCUACCUCAGCAGGGAUUCGAGGGACGGCCUCGCUAUGGUAAACCGACAGGUCCAGGGCCUGUCCGUUAUGAUGAUCCCCCACUUCCUGCUCCGGGGCCUGACCUGCACUACGACCAGGAUUCUCACCUGAGCACAUACCCCUCAGCUGCCCGCUCCCCAGACCCCGCUGCCCAGCGGCCUGCCUAUAACCAGGGACCAACACCGCAGCAAAAGAGUUACAAACCUCAGCAGUACGACCCCAUUCCUGUGAACUCUGAAACCAGCCUCACUCCACCUCCCAAAGCAGAGGCCCACUCACCUUCCCCUGCAGAUUCUCCGAAGCCCGCCCCUGCCAGAGAUGAGAAACAGGAGGAUGACCCCGCCAUGCGGCCACAGUCAGUCCUGACAAGGGUCAAGAUGUUUGAGAACAAACGCUCUGUGUCCAUGGAUAGAGCCAGAGAUACAGGGGAUUCAUCUGGGAACAGGGCAGCCGAUUUACCUUUGAAAGCAGGUGGAGUAAUCCCUAAAGCAAAUUCUCUGAGCAACCUGGAUCAAGAGAAGACCUUUAGAGCCCCAGGGCCUCAGAAGCCUCAGUCCCAGGUAGCUGAUGACAUUGUGCGCUCCAACCAUUACGACCCUGAUGAGGACGAGGACUACUACAGGAAACAGCUGUCUUACUUUGAUAAGAUCCAGUCCGGUCCCAACAAGCCACAAGCACAAACAACCCCCAACUACCCCAGGACGGAGUCAGUGGAGAAGCCAAGUCCAGUUGAGAAAAAAUAUGAACCAGUUCCCCAGGUGACGCCUUCUCUGCCUCCAGCCACACUGCCCAAACCCGCACCUGAAGCCAAGCCUCCUGCCCGAGAGGACACUGUCCAGGCCAACUUCCUGCCUCACAAGAGUUUCCCAGAGAAGUCUCCAGUUAAUGGUACUAGUGAACAGCCUCCAAAAAGUAACACCGGGGCUCCACCAGUAUCCAGCUACAACCGCUACACGCCCAAGCCCUACACCACAUCUGCCAAGCCUUUUGCGCGGAUGUUCGACAGUCCUAAAUUCAACCACAACCUUCUGCCCAAUGACAAGCCUGAGACUGCUCCAAAGGGCCAGAGCUCCAGCCCAGUGAAGCCUCAGAUACUCCCGCAGCCCCAGAACACAGACCAUGACAGUGGCCUGGACACUUUCACACGCACUAUGGACCAACGCUCCAAACAGCAGCACAAUAACAUCAACGCUGUGCCCAAGGCCAUCCCUGUGAGCCCCAGUGCCCUGGAUGAUGAUGAGGAUGAAGAUGAGGGCCACACAGUGGUUGCAACAGCUCGAGGUAUCUUCAACUCUAACGGUGGCGUCCUGAGCUCCAUUGAGACAGGUGUCAGCAUAAUUAUCCCACAGGGUGCCAUCCCUGACGGUGUGGAGCAGGAGAUCUACUUCAAGGUCUGCAGAGACAACAGCAUCCUGCCACCACUCGACAAAGAGAAAGGAGAGACUCUGCUCAGCCCUCUGGUGAUGUGUGGACCUCAUGGCCUCAAGUUUUUGAAGCCUGUGGAGCUACGCUUACCUCACUGUGCGUCUAUGACCCCUGAUGGUUGGUCUUUUGCUCUAAAAUCCUCCGACUCCUCGUCGGGUGACCCAAAAAGCUGGCAGAACAAGUCUCUCCCCGGGGACCCCAACUACCUGGUGGGAGCCAACUGCGUUUCUGUGCUCAUUGACCACUUUUAAGGACGGACCAGCAGGUGUGAUGUUACUGAAUGUGAAACCAUGGGGGAUAAAAUGAAAAGGAUGCACGCACACACACACACACACAGAUGCACUCCAAACAUACGCACACACCACAUAAUGGAGUAUGAAGAAGACCCAGUCAGUGCUGUUUACUGCACCCAUGAAGGCGAGACACUGAUGAUCGUUACAAGCUGUUCUUUGAACUCUUUCCCAAUUUGAAGUUUUGAUGUGAAAUGAAACCGAUAAUGCAUGCCCCAUGCCACUGAAGAUUGACACUAUAUAUAAGGCAAUGUUUAAAUGUAGUUUUUACAUGAAUACAGAUGGAUGGAUGGUUUUUGAGGCAGCAUACAUGCUUCAAAAAUCUGUGUCGGUAUAUUUAUGCUAUAUAUGCGUACAGUAUAUAUAGUACUAUAGAGAAGAUUUACUAAACUUUUACUCAUGAAUUCAACUACCAGUCAACAUCUUAUUUUUCAGUUCAGGUGACUCAAUACAAAUGUGUAUCUCCACGUUUUUCCCACAUUGCAGGAAUUUCAAUGAAGGUUUGAGACAGUUGUGAGGGAAGAUUAAACCAUGUGAUGGUGACAUUUGCAAGUAUCUGUUGAAGGAGUUGGCAAAACACAAGCUGGAUAUGAACCCAAGCAGCACACUUUUAGAGACGUUCUUCCUUGAAUUCUUCCUUUCCUACAGUAAUAACUUGUAGCUUAACCUCUUACAGAGUACCACGUCUCUCCUUCCAGCCUGAGGGAGAUCUAUGCAUGUUCUUUACUCAGGUCCAGUAGCCUCCUCAGUUCCUUCUUCACAUCUAUUUCUCUCUCUAUCUUUCUCUCCUCUUCUCUCUUUCUAUCUUUUUCUCUCUGUGCACUCUCGCACUCACACACAAAUAAGCAGUGAUGCCUUAUCUGCAGAUUAUUCACUUUUCAUGAAGAAAAAAAUAAGUUAUGAUAAAUUAUGGUAUAAUGUCAUUUGUUUUGCCAUUUCUUGUGAACCCACUGUAUAAAAAUAAACUUGGGUUUAGCACACAAUAACAAUUGAUAAAGGAUAAAGGUAUGCUCUUCUUUUAUCUGCUAUGCAUUACUUAAAAAAGAAAAAAAACAACAGAAAAGAAGUGGCUGUAAAUAAUGCUAGCAUAUUGCCUUGUUUCUCUUGUUUGUAAAUGAACUUUUUGUAUGUCUUUCUUUUUUGUAUAAAACUUAGAGAAAACGGAAGAGUGGAAGAAAGUGAACGUGGUUAUCUUUGUAUUCUGAAUAUACCCUCAAGCCUUGGAACUUGUAACCUAAAAAUAAUACAUCACACCUUUUCUACCAAUAUAUUCACACCAUGUUAUGGUCACAAAAAGGGUCUUUUUAUGGCUAUUUAAGGAUCAGGAAUGUGCUUGGGCUAAAAUACAUUUAAAAACAUGUUCUUUUAAAAGGGUGGGCUCUCAAAGUGUCUCCCUCACUGAUUUGUGAUACUGGAUGCUGUAUCGUGUGCCCUUAAAUGUAUUUUUGUACUAAUAGACAAUAUAUUAUGUAUGGCACACCAGUACCUUUUUAUUUUUAGAUAUAACACGGCUUUAAUUGGAUAUUAGCUCUUCACGUGUGGCUGACUUUUUUUCUCUUCUGCAACACAAUUUUAAGUAUACCACUGUAUUAAUAAAUAAAAUCAUUUUUAAAGUAAA